GUGCGACUCACAACAUAUGACUGAAGAGAAGAAGAGGAUCAGACGUGAAGAACCUAUCGACGUCGGCACGGCUUGUGAGGUUCUGGGAGGGACUAAUAUGUGAAUGAACUUCUGUGGAAAGAGCAGAAGGGAGAGUGUAGGAGUCGAACCAUCAUCGGAGGUACAGAAGACGCGGGUACCGAAGAUUGCGGCAUCAACAGACCUCAACUUACUGCAGGUCAUUCAACGGCUGAAACUUGUGCAGGCUCGGAGUGACCAGUGACGCGAAGCCGGCAUGGGGGAAAACUCCAGUGAGGUCACGUCCAAUAUGCACGCGUGGGAAACGAUGCCCUCAUACUGGCAAUUGGCGCACGAUAUGAUCGAAAUCUUCAACAAAUCGAUCAACAGGUAUCAGGACGGAAGCUAUCGCUUCCCGAGAGAUAUAUCCGAAGAUGUCAACUUCCUCCUCAACUUCUCCCGAUUGGAUCUUAUACUACUGUUGGCCCUGGCUGUCGGCUUCACCAUGUUGCGUACAAUUCUCAGUAAGACCAUUUUUGUGCCCUUGGGUCGUCAUCUGAAACUGACGGAAGAGAGCAUUGCGAAGCUCCCCGAGAGCAUUUGGAAACUACUGUACUACGGAUUGAUUGCCAGCUACGCUUUCAGGACGGUGAUCAGCGGGGGUCACAAUAGAUUUUUUCAGAGCCCGAGUAGUGUGUGGGAUGGUUGGACGGCCGAAGCGGCGAUACCUUCCGAUAUCUACACGCUAUACGUGAUUCAGGGAGGAUUCUACCUCCACGGACUCUAUGCCCUCUUCUUCCAAGACGCUUGGCGGAAAGAUUCCGUGAUGAUGGGGAUCCAUCACAUGGUGACGAUUUCCCUGAUCUGGAUCUCAUUCGUUUGCCGGUACCACAACAUCGGAGCACUUGUCAUGCUGUUCCAUGAUUUCUGCGAUGUUGAAUUGGAGUUUGCCAAAGUGAACGUUUACUUGAAAGUACGCAACGGCCAAACGCACAGACUCAACGACAUUCUCGCAGCAGGCUCGUUCUUGGCGAUGACAGUGACCUGGUUCGUCUGUCGACUGUAUUAUUUCCCCCUGAAGGUCCUGUACGCGUCGUCCACCGUGCUCCUCCGGCGAGGCUUCAUCCCUGAUUAUACGUUGCUCAACAACACGAUGUUGCUCGCGCUGACAGCGAUGAACUUGUUCUGGUUCUCCCAGAUGCUAUUCCUGCUGUAUAAGAUCCUCACCGGAGAAUUGCAGGAAGUUGACGAUCUAAGAGAAUACGAUGUUGUGGAGAAGCUCGAAAGAACUUCAGACAAGGUCACGACGAAGAAAAUUGACUGAGCGCUUCUGAUAUUUUUUUAAAAUGUUGGUAUAUCAUUUUUAUUUUGCAAUACUCAACUAAUUGUUACGUACGAGUUGUAUAUAAUAAAUCCUAUGACUACCUGCCACAACGAAUGAAG
Messenger RNA from Galendromus occidentalis (western predatory mite), 1440 nucleotides. Its product is annotated as ceramide synthase 1. The transcript has 7 exons. Gene Ontology annotation, molecular function: sphingosine N-acyltransferase activity. The record is from RefSeq and is a predicted model, not a curated record. NCBI's taxonomy places the organism in Eukaryota, Metazoa, Arthropoda, Arachnida, Mesostigmata, Phytoseiidae. Bases 275 to 1321 code for a protein of 348 amino acids. Gene Ontology annotation, biological process: ceramide biosynthetic process. Gene Ontology annotation, cellular component: membrane.